Messenger RNA from Octopus sinensis (East Asian common octopus), 918 nucleotides. RefSeq names its product myb-like protein AA. The annotation marks the transcript as partial. The record is from RefSeq and is a predicted model, not a curated record. The transcript has a single exon. NCBI's taxonomy places the organism in Eukaryota, Metazoa, Mollusca, Cephalopoda, Octopoda, Octopodidae. Gene Ontology annotation, biological process: muscle organ development; positive regulation of myoblast differentiation; regulation of transcription by RNA polymerase II. Gene Ontology annotation, molecular function: RNA polymerase II cis-regulatory region sequence-specific DNA binding; protein dimerization activity; DNA-binding transcription factor activity, RNA polymerase II-specific.
CAACAACAACAACUACAACAUAUUCCUCAUCAAAACAACCACCAACAACAUCAACAGCAUCAUUCGCAACACCAGCAACAGCAAACACAACACCAACAUCAUCAUCAACAUCAACAACAACAGCAACAACGUUCAUUUUAUAAUUUGACCACGACAGACGAAGGUUCAAUCCCCAGGAACGAGUCUCUAAGUAAAUCAAGGAGCAGCAGUAGAACUCAUUCGUUCGCAUCGAGUACCAAAGACCAGAGAGAGGAAUAUCAAAGACUGAAGACAAAGGCUCCGACUCACAAGGUCCGAGGGCCUGGAUGUGAACCCCCACGGAAUGGUGGGGUUCGAAAUACUGGAAGUCCGAAACAUAAACGACAAGUUUCCGAAGCAAAAACGGACAAAGAACAGGAAAUGCUCUUGGAUGCUGGCUUGAGUGAUUGCGAUAUUGAUGACAAAUCGAUGGAUGAUGAAGCCAGCUGUUCAUCUCACGAGAAAGAAUCGAGCGAAAAGUCAGACAUGGUUUCCUCUCCUUCCUCAUCUGUUUCAUCUUCUUCGUCAGCUUCCGACGAUGUUGAUGAACACGUCCCUCAUGUUUUAGCCCCCGGAUACCACGGACCCAAUCGGCGCUGCUUGCUCUGGGCUUGUAAGGCCUGCAAGAAAAAAACCGUGACGAUCGAUAGGAGAAAAGCAGCGACUCUGCGAGAACGUCGACGCUUACGGAAAGUAAACGAAGCGUUUGAGACGCUAAAACGUCGCACGUGUCCCAACCCUAACCAACGCCUUCCCAAAGUGGAAAUUCUUCGGAAUGCCAUUGAAUAUAUCGAAAGCUUGGAAGAACUGUUGCACGGCAACCGUAUUGGUCGUUCAGACCCCACCACUGCAGAUAUACGUAUCGAUACUGGAUCAACGAGCAGUGGAUCUGACUAUAUG